Molecule: messenger RNA, 2264 nt
Organism: Megalobrama amblycephala (Wuchang bream)
Lineage: Eukaryota; Metazoa; Chordata; Actinopteri; Cypriniformes; Xenocyprididae
Product: microtubule-associated protein tau-like
Exons: 1
Coding region: 1-285 (94 amino acids)
Source: RefSeq, a predicted model, not a curated record
AUGUCCUGUCCCUCCUCUGUCCUGUCUUUCUCCAACUCUGUGAUGCAGAUUGAGUCUUUCAAGCUAAAUUUCCGCGAGAACGCCCGCUCUCGCACGGACCACGGCGCCGACAUCAUCACCUGGCCCGUCUCGGGUGACAGCCCUGUCCACCUGCUCCGCAGCAGCGUCUCGCUCAACGACUCCCUCGCGGCCGCCGGCAUCCCUCGCUCCCACACCACCCCGGCCCUCAUCUCCUACCAAGAACAAGAAGGCGACGCCGGCUCGCUUACCCAACUCCGGACGUGAUUCUUUCUUUUCAUUGGUCCGCUGCUCUCUAAACCCCGCCUCCUACCAUUGCUAAGACUCAUAUGAUUGGUGUGCUCUUUGUUGACGUCCUUGAACGUGAUUCCUGAUUUGUUCAGUCACCAGGAAACGCAAAAAAAAUGACCAUAAUUGAAGUGGAUUGGGAGCGAAAUACUCGCCCUGAGAGUCUGUAAACUCUGUCGGUAACAGUCUGGAUGGGGUUUGCUGAGAUUACACUUAGACAUGGCUAAACUCAUACCUAACAAUCACCACACCUGCUACGUCACUUGUAGUAGAGCAUGAAUCUAGUUUAGUUGCUUUCGUUUCUUUUUUUAUCUGUAUACAAUAACUCUCAACUCGGUAUUCAUAAUCAUGAUGUAGCUGUUCAUCUGAUCACCACAUACAAACAUCUGGAUCCAUCUGGACAUCAUCUCUAGCUGCCUUCAAGUCCUCCUGGGAAGUUCGUACUUAUGAAUCUUACAUAAAAUGCAGUUCAAAUAUCAAAUAUCCAUCCGAUAUUCUGGAUGAAUAUCAUGCUUUUUAAUUUUCCGACAAAACCAAGAAGCCUCUUUUAGUGCCAAAGCAACCAAAUGAAGAGCAAAGAAUGUGCAUUAAGUGUGCAUGUUAUUAGAGCAUGAUGGGAAAUGUAGAUUUGGUUGCAUGAAGCUUUAAGCCACGGGCACGCUAUACUUUUGAGAGUGCAAAAAUUCUACGGCAUGAAAACGGUCCUAAUCAUUUUUAAAAACAUAAUCCAACAUCUAAAAUGUAAAACAAAAAACAAUAUACUCAACUUUACUGCCUUUCUGCAGAUUUAAAGGUGCAGUGUGUAAUAUUUAGGAGGAUCUAUUGACAGAAAUGCAAUAUAAUAUACAUAACUAUGUUUUCAGUGGUGUAUAAAGACGUUACAUAUGUAAUUAUGUUUUUAUUACCUUAGAAUGAGUCAUUUCUAUGUAUAUACACCGCUGGUCCUCUUACAUCGAAGUCGCCAUUUUGUGCCACCAUGUUUCUACAGUAGCCCUAAAUGGACAAACUGCUCUAUAGAGUGCGUUUGCUUGACUGCCUCCUCUCUGCUGUCUCAGACGACGACAUCUUUGUCCUGUGACGGCCACCGUAGCUUCUCCAUGUGCAUUGAAAGGGAGCGGUGGACUGAACCGUUGGUUGCAAUUCACAACCUCACCACUAGAUGCUGCUAAAAUUUACACACUGAACCUUUAAAGUUUGUGUUCUUUUAAUUCAGCUCAAAGUUCACGCCAAGAUGUUGGUCUUCUGUUGGUCACAGAGUAGAGCAGAGUACACCAAAACUUAUUUGUAAUAUUUUCUGGGCAGCACUAGACAAAAUUAAUAAUUAAAACUUACAAUAUUCAAAUGGCUAAAAACAGCUAUGCCUUUAAAGUUUCCUGACAUACGAGAUCGUGAUGCCGUUCGUCUCGUAAGCAUGAUCAUUCCCACGUGAUUUGAAGGCAGCAUCAUUCAGCAGCAUACAGGGGCUGUCAUGUGACCCUGUCAUGUGAUCCUCUCUCACCUCACCUUUGACCUCCAGUAGAACUGAAACUGAAUCACAUAGGCUAUCUAAACUCUAUUUCGUGAUGGUGUGUUUGAGUGAAUACUGUAGCAAUGAACUGUGUUGUUAAACGGUUUAUUUUAACUCUUCGUAUCCUUUUGUUUUAUUUUCGUGACCAGCAGAUGUUUUCCUCGUUAUUGUAAAGCAAUAUAACGGUCUCCUACAAUGCCUAUAAGACAUUAAACUCUACGUACACGCACAGUAAACCACGCUCAUAGUGUCGAACGCAGCUCCAGACGGUUUGUGAAAGUGAAGAGGGUCUGAGGGCGGACGAGUAAAGGAAGAUACCCUUGUGAAAAAGAAUCUUAACAGUAUAUAUAUAUAUAUAUAUAUAUAUAUAUAUAUAUAUAUAUAUAUAUAUAUAUAUAUAUAUAUAUAUAUAUAUAUAUAUACACUUACUUUAUGGUAAUAUUAAUGAAAU